Messenger RNA from Metarhizium robertsii ARSEF 23, 690 nucleotides. RefSeq lists its product as uncharacterized. The coding region runs from base 1 to 690 and encodes 229 amino acids. The record is from RefSeq and is a predicted model, not a curated record. The transcript has a single exon. Lineage: Eukaryota; Fungi; Ascomycota; Sordariomycetes; Hypocreales; Clavicipitaceae.
AUGAAAGCCGUAUCUGUUGCCCUCUUUUUUCUCGCCGGAUCGGCCCUCGCGUUACCGCCUUCUCAGAGGCUAGAACGACGUGUCGCUGUGACGGACGAGCAGUCGUCCUCUCAGUGGGUAGACACUGCGACUGGGGUAGACACUGCGCCUAAACCCGAGGAAGACGAGUGCACCGAGGAGGGAAAUACGAAGACUGAGCCCGAGGCAGACGAGUGCACCGAGGAGGCAGAUAAGAAGCCUACACCCGAGGAAGUUAAGAAGACUGAGGCCGAGGAAGACGAGUGCUCCGAGGAGGGAGAUAAGAAGACUAAACUCGAGGAAGUUAAGAAGCCUAAGGCCGAGGAAGACGAGUGCACCGAGGAGGGAGAUAAGAAGACUAAACCUAAGCAAGACACUGCGACUAAGCAAGACACUGCGAUUGAGCAAGACACUGCGACUGAGCAAGACACUGCGACUAUGCCCACGGAAGGUACUACGACUAAACCUGAGCAAGACACUAAGACUAAACCUAAGGAAGACGAGUCCACCUCCGGGAAAGGCACUGCGAUUGAACCUAAGGAGGAUGCUAUAACUGAACUUAAGGAAGUUACUAUGGCUAAGCUUGAGGAAGAUAAGAAGCCUAAACCCGAGGAAGUUAAGAAGACUAAGGCCGAGAAAGACGAGCGCACCUCGUCAGCUUUCAAGCGUUAG